This is a messenger RNA of Penaeus indicus, 4692 nucleotides long. RefSeq names its product zinc transporter 7-like (gene ZnT86D). The record is from RefSeq and is a predicted model, not a curated record. Gene Ontology annotation, molecular function: zinc ion transmembrane transporter activity. Gene Ontology annotation, biological process: zinc ion import into Golgi lumen; intracellular zinc ion homeostasis. NCBI's taxonomy places the organism in Eukaryota, Metazoa, Arthropoda, Malacostraca, Decapoda, Penaeidae. The coding region runs from base 458 to 1552 and encodes 364 amino acids. The transcript has 2 exons. Gene Ontology annotation, cellular component: cytoplasmic vesicle; membrane; Golgi apparatus.
ACUGCGGUUUGUGUACAUCAUCAGGGAGACACGAGCCGUCGGAGCCAUCGGCCGCCGCCUUUUCGACCCUUCCUCCCCUCUCCUCCGUGAGUCGAAGUCCAGAUUCUGGUGGUGAAAGUUUUGGGUCAGCCAUGAAGAGAAUGAGUUCUACAUUGCUGUGCUGACAGAAGAUGCAGUAAAAGAGACUUUUGUGGGCAUUUCCACAGGUGCUCUGCAUCUUGGUCACCAACAGCAAACCCUUGACCGACCUCUGUGUGUGGUUUGGAAUAUCACUGGUUCUGCUGGACUGCAGCCAUCCAAGUAAAAUAUUUUGGUGGAAGAUACAGUUCUGAUUUUUCUCCCUUUUUUAUGUGAAAAAUCCAAAAUGAAUCCUUAAGCUGCUGUGAUUUUGAGCCAGUUGGACACAGGAAAAAAUAUAUAUAAUUGAAUAUCGGACCUAAAAGCAACACCAGCAACAAUGUUGCCCAUAACAAUUGAUGUGGAGGAGACCAAGCUCCAUGCACCAGUAAGCAGAACUAAAGUGAAGGAUCUCGUUGGCAACUUGUUCAGACUAAUCCUGUCAGACUCAGAUGCUCGUAAUCUCUUCUUUUUCCUCCUGCUGAACUUAACCUUUGCCUUCGUGGAGCUUGGCUAUGGUAUCUGGACCAACAGUCUGGGGCUCAUUUCAGAUGCCUUCCACAUGUUCUUUGACUGCUCAGGACUCUUAGUCGGCCUGGCAGCAAAGGUGAUCACCAAAUGGAGAGCAACAGACAAGUUCACCUAUGGAUAUGUAAGAGCAGAAAUUCUUGGUGGGUUUAUGAAUGGGCUCUUACUCCUGUUUGUCUCCUUCUUCAUCCUGGCAGAGUCGGUCGAGCGGCUCAUAGAACCACCUGAGGUCAAGCACGAGCGCCUCUUUGUUGUUUCUGUCCUUGGUCUCCUUGUAAACCUUGUUGGAAUUUUUGCAUUCCAGCAUGGUGGUCACGGACACAGUCAUGGUGGUGGCGGCCAUGGGCACAGUCAUGGAGGGGGUGGACAUGGGCACAGCCAUGAUCAUGGACAUGGGCAUGGACAUGGGCAUGCGCACAAUGGUCAUGCAUCCCAUGGACACUCUCAUGGAGGUGGGGGAGGUGGCUCACAGAUCAUGCAGGGGGUCUACCUUCACAUCUUGGCAGACACUCUGGGUUCUGUUGGGGUCAUUGUUUCCACCAUUCUCAUGCACAUGUUUGGCUGGAUGAUUGCUGACCCCAUCUGUUCCAUGUUCAUUGCCGUUCUUAUCUUCAUGAGUGUGUUAGGACUGUUACGGAACUCAAUAGAGAUUCUAAUGCAGAGAUCGCCGCGUGAAUUAGACGGAAUGUUGUCAGGCUGCUUCUACAAGAUCAGUGCUCUGCCAGGUGUGUUCAGUGUGCAAGAGCCACACUUCUGGACGUUAUGCACUGGACAGUACGUUGGAAAUAUUAAACUCGAAGUGUCUGCUGCUGCCGACCCAAGAUAUGUACUCCAGCAGUCAAGGGCAAUCUUUAAUGCAGUAGGUGUAACACAGUUAUAUAUUCAGUUAGACUACACCACUAUGUAGCACUUUUAGAUUGUUAAUCGAUAUAUAAUUAAUUGUUUGUGGUACAGUCUUUUGGAGUAAGGCCGUUUAAACAUUUACUUAAGAAGACUGGGAAUGUUUGUGGUCGCAAAGCUAUUCUCAUGAUAACAUUUACCUUGUACAGUACAUAAUAAUCAAAUAUCAUGGUCACUCAUUUGUUUGAAUUUUCAGUACAUUUGUAAGUUGCUCCCUUUUUGAUUUCUUUAGUCAUUAUGAAAUUGAUUCAGAUGGAAAUAAUCUCGAGAGAGAAGACCCAAGUUUAGGAUUCAGAAAGCCAUACAUAAUUGGGCAUUAAAUAGUUUGUCAAAACUGACUCAUCAGACCAUAAUUUUAUCCUUUUUUAGACUUGGGUGCUCAUAUUGAUUGUAAUGCAGUUCAUUUAGGCAGUGCACCUUGGCAUUGAAUAUCCUCUGUACAUUUACCGUAAGGCUUCUAAAGCAUUUUUUUACCACAUCCAUUAUUUUUUUCCCCCAAGAUACAUUAGAAUCUCAUUGUAAAAGGAAUCUUCUAACACUGGAGUGACCGCUCGAAUUCUGAUAAAAGAGCCUGGAUCAUAGUGGUAUAGUUUUCUUUUCAGGAGAAAAUUGAGUGUAAAAGAGUUCAGUUUUGUGUCAGUUUGCAUAGUUUGAAAAAUCAGGGAGCACUUGUAUGAUGAAACUGUUUGAAAAAUAUUUUAUAUUUAUUUGUGUGAAGUAGACUGAGUUUUAGGUGUAUAAGUUCCAUUGUUCUUGUUUAUUCUGUGCUCAUCUCUCAUUUUUUUCAUUUCCUUUGGAAGUACCAAGAUGAAACAAGGUGUCUACAAAGUCCUCAUUCAGUUCAGAUAUACGAGCACAAAAAUGUUGGUGUCCUGUCUUGGUGCAUACCUGUUGGAGUGGGGAUUUAUGAGGGUGUUUAAGUAAGAAAAUGUUGUGGUUUUGUAUAAUGGGAAUACAAGAAAUAGAGAUGCAUAAAAUAAUGUGGUGAUGGGGGUAUUGAUAUGACAGUAGCAUAAUAGGAAAUUAAUGUCAAAGCAAAGUGCCAAGCAACACAGAAAAGGAAGUGCUUUUGUGAUAGUCUGUGUACUUAUCUUGCAAGUAUAGCACUGUAGAUCACAGCUGUUUAGGAAAUAUUCCAAUAUUCAGUUGCAAGUUUUAAACAUGAUCACAUAAAAUAGCUAGUAAAAUAAAGGUAACCACUUUGUUAAUGUAAAAGUAACUUAUUUCAGUGAAAACAGUUAGAUAAUACUGUUUCCAACAUAAGAUGUUUAAAAGAGAGUGAGAUAGUGUGUUUAUUCUAUAGAUUUCAAGGCUCAGGUUAAAAGUGAAUUUGCAAAAGAAUAAACAGUGUGGUUCAAGUGUAUUUGAGGAAAAAUAAGAAGCAACUUAUGGAAAUGUAUGGAUGUGAUUUCUAAAGAAUUUACAGUAAGGGUGUUUCAAAGAUUAUUUAAAUUAACAGCUGAAGACCAAAUCCUUUUAACAGUAAUGCUGACGUUUGAGAGAAAAUGGACAAUGGCAAUUUAUUUCAGGAAACGGACAUUUACGAUGGUUCUCAAGUUGUGUAUAUUCAUUCUGAGGUUGACUACCAGUGCAAAGAAAGCUGUAACAUUAAUAUUGUACAUAAGAUCCUGGUGCAAGAAGAUUAUUUUUGUACAUGAACAUCCUGAUAAAAUAAAGCUUUACCAAGAGUAGAGUUUAAAUGUACUUGCCGUUCUUGAAUAUAGUCUCUCUAUGAUUAAUUAUGAUACAUGGUUAAGAUUUAGUUCCUUCAAGUGUCUAUUUAUUAUUCAAUAUGAAUGUUGUUAAAAAGUUGUCUUUGUAGUUUUGGAUUUUGCUCAUUGCUUGUUAUGUCCAAAUUUUUGAUUGAAGACAAGGAUAGGGUAUCUAUGCUAGUGUGAAUGGAUAAUAAAGUUAAUAUGCUUUUUUAUAGAUAUUAAUAAGCCUGCCAAAUCCCCAGCUGCCCAUUGUCUCUGUCUCUGUCUCCCUCUCCCUCUCUCACCCCCUUUCCUUUUCCCUCUCCCUUCCCACUCUUGUAUUUCAGGGCAGUGCAAUGUGAUAUAGUGACACUGUAGACAUGCGAUCUCUGUAGGUUAAAAUGAAAAGGAUUGAGUGAUGGAAUGCUAAAGAAAGCAUAACAUGAGCAAGAGUGAGUUGAGAAAAAUGUUGAGUGUGAGAGACAACCUUCCUUCCUGCCUUUAUUUAACAUUCUUUGCAUUUAUAAAUGUUGCAUGUGUUGUACUUUGAUAACUGUUAAAACACUUUUUCUAAUUUAAUUUUUUUUUUUUUCAACUUUAUGGACUUUAUGUUGACUAUAUAAAGAAGUGUGUAUUGAGGUAAAAUUAAGAGCAGAGAUAACAGCCAUUGAUAAAAGUCUGGAAAUUUUUGUGGAAAUGCCAGAAUCCAGUGGUCAUAUUCAUCACCAUUUGGGCAAGGGUAGCAGCGAAUUGGCUACAGUCAUGUAGAGUUGCUAUACUAAAAAGGAAUGUAAAAUUGUUAUACGAAGUCUUUACUUUGCAUGGUUAACAUACAUUUAUUUUAUGGCAAAUACACGGGGAAAACUUUUCUAUUUUUGUAUUCCAUUUUAAUAAAUGACAGAAUUGCAGGCAAGAGAAAUGUAGCAUGGGGUUUGAGAGGUAAUAGGAUUUUUAUUGUCUGCAAUUGAAACUGUGAUAAAGUCCUUCCAAAGUAAUUGGCAUCCAGACUUUGAUUAUUGGGAUACUGUGAAUGAUAAAUGUAUUUUAUGUAUAUAAUAUAUAUAUAUAUAUAUAUCAAAGAAUAUAGACAGACACAAACUAAACUUUUGUAUUCAUCCUCCUGUGCUACAGAAGGUCUCAGAAAACCAUCAGAAAUAUUGUAAAAACCUUCUGUCCUGUAGUGAGAUGUACACAUUGAAAGGAAGAACCAUUAAAAGUUAUGCGCCACCAGAUGUCUUCCGCUAUUCAAUUUGGUUUAGUGAGGGGAUCUGCUUUUGUGAAGUACCUUAGUAAAAGUGGAUUUUAUUUGUGAGGAUGUGACUAUUGAUUUCAAGUUUUCUGUUUGUAUUUAGAUAUUUUUAGAGAAUCUGCUGUUGAUUUUUUAUUGUGUAUUUUGUUACAUUCCUUUUGUAUAGGUGAUGGACCAGAAAGUAUAUUAAAGAUAUGAUAUUUU